CGUGGGUCGCGCGCUGUUAGCUAACAUGAUUUUAAGCUCGUGCUGGCUCUGUCCAGACAGUUAGCCUUAUCUCUUAAACCAUGCACUCCUCACAUCUCUGUAAGAUUAACGACAAACGCCAAUGUCACAGAUAGACCGACAAACAUUCCUCUCGUUAGCAUGUUUGUGCAGCUGCUUUUUGUUCAGCUAUUUUGUAACGACUCCGUUUUGAACGACUCAGACAGACUUUUUCAUGAUACAUGUGCCUUUGUGUCCAACAUGUCUGUGGAUUGGGUGGGAUAUGGAUAUGCCACCCUUGUUGCAUCUGGGGGAGUCAUUGGUUAUGUGAAAGCAGGUAGUGUACCUUCUCUGGCUGCUGGACUUCUCUUUGGAGGACUCGCAGGCUUUGGCGCCUACCAGAUCUCCAAUGAUCCUAAUAAUGUUUGGGUGUCCUUAGCUACAUCAGGAGCUCUGACUGCCCUCAUGGGAAAGAGGUUCUAUGGAUCGAGGAAGUUCAUGCCAGCCGGUUUAAUGGCUGGAGCCAGUCUUCUGAUGGUGGGGAAACUUAGUUUGGCGUUGCUUCAGAAACCUGCAGAGUCCUCAUGAGUAAACACAUUACAGAAAUAGAAGAACCAUUUAUCAUGUAUGUUUUCUGUCAAAAAAUGUUUUAGUUACAAAACACAGUCUUUAUCCAUUGAGUGGUUGUGUUUUUUAAAUAAAUAAAUAAAUACACAAUUAA
Messenger RNA from Oryzias melastigma (Indian medaka), 718 nucleotides. RefSeq names its product transmembrane protein 14Ca (gene tmem14ca). The transcript is spliced from 5 exons. Gene Ontology annotation, biological process: regulation of heme biosynthetic process. The coding region runs from base 160 to 585 and encodes 141 amino acids. The record is from RefSeq and is a predicted model, not a curated record. Gene Ontology annotation, cellular component: mitochondrial membrane. Lineage: Eukaryota; Metazoa; Chordata; Actinopteri; Beloniformes; Adrianichthyidae.